Messenger RNA from Polistes dominula (European paper wasp), 962 nucleotides. RefSeq names its product mitochondrial ribosomal protein L9 (gene mRpL9). Gene Ontology annotation, biological process: translation. Gene Ontology annotation, molecular function: structural constituent of ribosome. The record is from RefSeq and is a predicted model, not a curated record. Lineage: Eukaryota; Metazoa; Arthropoda; Insecta; Hymenoptera; Vespidae. Gene Ontology annotation, cellular component: ribosome.
GAAAUACUAUCGAUUAAAAUCUAACCUCAAAUCUGUAAAAUAAUUAUGCACUUUUCUAAUUGAAUUUUUAUGAAAUAAAAAUCAAAUAAAAUGUUAAGAUCAAUAAGUUUUUGUGCAACUCAAUUAAAAACAUUAAUUAAACCAAUUGUUAACACUACCACGAAAAAUGUCUUGUCACAGAUUAAUACCACAGAUUUAUUUUAUCAACAAACAAGGAAUACGUUUAUUUUAAAAAGAAGGAAUAAACCAUUACUUAGUAAAAAGGGUGGAAAAAGGAAACCUCUUAAAUCAAGGCAUUUUAUUUACGAUUUAGUAAAGCAUGUCGAUACUUCAAAACACGAACCAAUCCAAUUAAUAUUAACAUCUGAUAUAAAAAAAAUUGGUGUUAAAGGACAAAUCGUUUCUUUAAAACCUGAGAAAGCUUAUAAUGAUGUACUCUUACCUAAAUUAGGAGUAUACGCUAAUGAAGAAAAUAUUCAAAAAUAUAUUGUAAAAAGUGACGAAGAGGAAUGUAAACUUCCUGUGAUAACUAGAAAAACAAUAGCAAUGUUAUCAUCUCAUAAUUUGUCCGUUUCAUUAUCACCAGAAGUUCCGUGGACUUUAGAAAAAUGGCACAUCAGAGUAGCCUUUCGUAAAGCAUUAUUUCAUGUACCAGAAGAAGCUAUAACGUUGCCAGAAAAACCAAUAUCUGGACCUGACUUAUCCAUCGAAGGAAAACAAUUUUAUGUCACCGUAACGAUUAAUAAUAGUGAACAAGUUAAAGUUAGAUGUAAUAUCCAUCAUUUGGCUCCCAUGGAAAAGGAUCGUACAUUUGUCGCAGAUUUUUGGAAAACAUUGUCCGAUCCUAUUUUUCCAGAAGAUAAACCAAUAUUAGAUUCUUUACCUUUACCACGUAAUCAACAAAAUUUAAUGUAAAAUAUAUCUAUCUGUAGAUAUACGUGUUAAUAAAUUUAUAAUAUUAA